Molecule: messenger RNA, 822 nt
Organism: Mycotypha africana
Lineage: Eukaryota; Fungi; Mucoromycota; Mucoromycetes; Mucorales; Mycotyphaceae
Exons: 8
Coding region: 1-822 (273 amino acids)
Source: RefSeq, a predicted model, not a curated record
AUGCGGUUAUCUGAGGAAGCUCUAUUUGAACGACAGCUGCUAAAUAUCGAAAGAGAAGUACUCAAAGCUAUAUUGAGGUUAUUUUUAACAUUGUUGAUGGCACCAUCGAUGAGUAGAACUAUCACAAUCGAGAGGCAUGACAAGACUGUUCAUAUAUUUAAGGGUAAUACAUACUUUAUUGCACAUGCAUGUCCUGAGCGUUUGAGGUGUUUUUGUGCACAAAUAUGUAUUCGAACAUUGUACAACGAUAUUUUCUCUGAAACUGAGAACUUUCCUAUUAAUGCCUUUCAAACCCAGACAAAGACUUUCACUGAAAGAGGCACAUUAGGUCAAGCAAAACAAUUACUUUGGGCAACUAGGGAUGAUACACUUGGAUGCGGGACAAAUAUUUGCAACCAUUUAUUAAGUAUGUUUCGUACAAUGAAAUCUGUAUUGCCUUCACUUAUUGAUGCUUUCAUCUAUAAUGUUACAUUAAGAAAGGUCAUUUUGCAUAGUGAUAAUUUCUAUGAGCUGAAUCUAAGUACAGACGGAAUAUACAGUAUUACCGAAGAAUUGCUAUUGACGGUUGGGAAAUCGCCACAUGUUCAUCUUCCUCCCGUGUUACUGGAGCACUGUCCAAAACCGCUCUAUGAUAAGAAGCUGCUCUUUAUGUCAAGGGCGAGCAUUCAAUCAGUCAAAAGCCCGCUUUACAAAGUUCAAUGUGUUUCUGAUAACGUUAAAAGGAACUCCGGUAUUGACACUAACUUAAUUUUCCGUUUCUGGAAUGAUGAAGGUUGGGAUGGGGACAGGUUCGACUGCCAUUUUGAGGAUAUAGCACUUUGA